AUGUGGCUACUCUUGGUGUUGGCAACGUUCGCUUCGGCGACUCCCGCCCUCGGCGAUUCGUUCAUCUCCGACGUCGGCAAAGCGUUGAAGAGGAUCUCUUCUUCAAAAAAUCCAUAUUCGCUCGUCCCGGGGAUCAGGUUCGAUCCCCGUCCGAAGGGCCGUUCCAGGCAAAGGCGGCACUUCACCAUCCUCGAUUCCGCGGAAGAAGUCUUCACGAACCACGACCUCGUCUGGGAAGUCGCUCCGGGCUUGGAGAUCAGGAUCUACGAGGCGGACGAUGGACGUUUCCUCAUCAACGCCGGACCGAGCAAAAAAAAUGAUGGGGCAAGCAGGACUUUCGGGGUGAUGAGGAGGAUGAAAAUGGCCCUGCUGCCGAUCAUGUUCAAACUGGGCGUGAUCACGACACUCCUGAUGAUGUUGACUGUAUUCGCUUUAAAAGGGUUGACCAUAGGGGUGAUCCUUCUCAUAUUCACGACGGCAGGGUUUCUCAGCAAGUUCAAAGUUGCACACCAGGACCCGUGGGGCUUCCAGAAAGACGUCCAUCUCCAUGUCCACGGAGGUCAGCACAGCCCACACUACGAACACCCCUGGGACCGAGAUGGUUAUAUGAAUUAUAAUUACAACAGGCCGAUACCUGAACAGUCACACCGAUCCCCAUGGGACCCGUAUAUAUCUUAAAUCAUUACAAGUUACUAAUUCCUCAUUUAUCAACUCGGAUUGACUUUUUUUAACUGUCCACACUGGUUCCUAGAGAUCUCGUUUAUCUAAUCUCAUAUUUUAAACCAGACCAAAUUCCUUUCGUUUUGGCAAUGCAACUGGAACUCAUUCGGUAUUCGAGACGAAGCUGAGACUUUGAAAGUUAACCCAUAAUUCCAAAUUGAACGUAAAUAAAUAGAAAUCCUCGUUGUUGUUUAAGAAUAACAAAUACGGUGGGCCCGUUCGUACAGGUGGUGCCGUUGAGUUUAGAAUGUGACCUAGAAAACGUGGGAGGAAUUAAAAAAAUUACACUUCCUCCUUUUUGUUCCCAGCUCAGCUCAUGCUAAUCUUUACCGCGUAUGUCGAAUGAUAUCGGCGACCUAAUUUCAUGAAGUUUUUACGCAAAAAAAAAGUGCUCUUUUUUUUCAAUUAUGAUUUUAUUACUAUCGAAAAAACAUUAUCGUGUUUUCAAUGAUUAUUCAUUAAAAUAUUGACAUUUUCAACAAAAUCGCAACGCUAAAUCAUCUAGCUAGCAUAAACCUUGGUUUAAUAUGAUGAAAUAAACUUCUUACAUCAUACAAAGUGAAAAAUAUACAAAUUCAAACAAAGUGCAAAAAAUGACGUCUUGACCGAUUAUAUAAUAAAAGACCAAAAAAUCACUGUUUUUAUCUUUAAUGUUUGAUUAAUGUCAAACAAAAAGUAAAAUAUUAAAAAGUUCUCCAUUUUGUUCAGGACUACUUCCAAACGGAGGUUAAAGUUGUAUAAGAGAAACUCGUCAUUACUGAUAAAAAAAUGUUUUGCCAAUAAUUUAUUUACGUAUUUUUUUGUCGAAUUGGCAUAGAAAAUGAAAAACACUUCCUAUAAUCGGCGAAUAAAUUCCAAGGAGUAAAUGGCGUGUGACUGGGCGAUUUCGACAAACUAAAGAAAAAAAUGACGUUAUUACUACAUUCACCUAUUUUUCCAGAAACGUUUCACGAUGAUUUCAACCAGCAGCAAGAGAUUGUUUCCACAAUUAUGUUUUUGUGAUUACUGAUCAUUUCCAAUGUUUUCAGUGUUUAGUUUUCCAGGUAGAUUGGAGCAUUUUAUUGUUCAAACUUUCAUCUCUCAUAACCACCAAUACUCAAUAAGCUCAUUUAUUUUAACUUUAUUUCCUGAGCAGUUUCCUGUACGGUUGUUGGUAGACUGGUACCAAUCAGCUAAUAUGCUAGACGAGAAGCUUUAAUUAGAUAGUUAUAGUGACUAUAGUGGUUUAGUUUAUUUAUUUAUGUAGAGUUUAAGUAACCAGUAUUACUCAUAACAAAAAUCGAGAAUUUGUAAUCCUUACCAUCUCAAUUUCAUUUAACAGGGCAUUCCAUUUGCUUUAUUUGUUUUGUUUUUUCCUAGUCGUAUUAUGCUAGGUCAUUUUGUACAUAUAUGUGAUUGUUUUUAAUAUUUUAGUAUGUCUAAAUUUAUUU
Molecule: messenger RNA, 2150 nt
Organism: Cimex lectularius (bed bug)
Lineage: Eukaryota; Metazoa; Arthropoda; Insecta; Hemiptera; Cimicidae
Exons: 3
Coding region: 1-678 (225 amino acids)
Source: RefSeq, a predicted model, not a curated record